AUGAAUCCUUCUAUAUUUAAUAAAUGCAAAAAAUAUUCAUGUAUUUGUCAACGAUAUCGACCAAAGGAGAAUGUACCAAAUGAAUGUUUGUAUUGUCACCAUAGUAUUGGAUAUCACGAAACAUCAACAUCAAUUGAUACCACAGAAUAUCCUUAUGGUUCAUGCAUUCAAAUUCAAUGUGGAUGCCAACGGUUUAAAAAUCAAAGUUUAAAUUCUUUAUUCUGUAUUCAUUGUAACCAUUAUGAUGGAUUUCAUAGUGAUUGGCCACUUAAAACUAAUAAUAAUCCUGGUUCUGAUAAUAAUAUUAGUUCUUACAAUAAUUUAUCUUUACUAAGUCAAGUUUCUCCCAUCACUUCUACAAAUGUUAGUGCAAUGUCCUUAAUUUCUUCUCAAGUAAAUACUAUACCCAUUAAUAAUAGAAGACAGCGUAGUCACAUUCCUGCUAAACCUGCACCUUAUAAAAGCAAUUCGAAUCGUCGUGCCGGUAGAAAUCCUGCAACUAUUUUAAAUAUAAAUGUUAUAAUUUGUUUUAACCAAGAAAUACCAAAUAGAAUUCCUAAAUUUGAUUCCCCCUUUUGGAAUGAUUUAAAUUCUCGAAAUUUGAUAAAAAAUAAUAUCAGAAUUUCUAAUAAUUCCUCGUCUACUGAAAUCUAUAAUUUAAUUCUUAAUUUAUUUUCGCAUCAUCUGAAUGGGAAAAGAUGGUGUUUAUUUAACGGUAGUACUGGUAAACUAAGAAAAGUUGUAUAUAAUGUAAAUAAUAAUAAUAAUAAUAUAAUUAAUAUUAGCAGCACUCCGGAUACUUUAGAUACUUUUGAUAUUGGAUUAAAUUCUGCAAUUCAUUCUGAAAAUUUAUCGCCCGCAACUCACUCCAAAGCAAAUCCUAAAGAUUCAUUAUCUACAUCUCAGCCUGAAAAUCCAUCAUUCACGAUUCAUUCUGAAAUUCAAAAUGAAAUAUCUAUCUUAACUGAAAGAAAUCUUCCUUUAAUCACUACUAUUAAUGAUGAUUUUGAUUCUUCUGACUGGCUAAAUAAUAUACAAUUUAUGCAAUUUAAGAUUCCUUGA
Rhizophagus irregularis DAOM 181602=DAOM 197198 is the source of this 1062-nucleotide messenger RNA. The record is from RefSeq and is a predicted model, not a curated record. Lineage: Eukaryota; Fungi; Glomeromycota; Glomeromycetes; Glomerales; Glomeraceae.